Arabidopsis lyrata subsp. lyrata is the source of this 549-nucleotide messenger RNA. RefSeq names its product putative defensin-like protein 40. The coding region runs from base 51 to 353 and encodes 100 amino acids. The record is from RefSeq and is a predicted model, not a curated record. Lineage: Eukaryota; Viridiplantae; Streptophyta; Magnoliopsida; Brassicales; Brassicaceae. The transcript is spliced from 2 exons.
UAAACAUAAACUAUUUCAUCUAACUAAAGGAAGCAGGAAGAUAAAGAAAAAUGGCCAGGAUUGCAAAUGGUGUUGGAAUCGUUGGUCUUUUAAUAAUUUUCAUGUUGAUUUGGGGAGGAAUGCCAAAGGGACAUGCUCAACAGUCUGGUGCUUAUUGUGAGAAGACACCCAGCACGUUAGCGGCACCUGGGAACUGCUUUAAAAGUAAUGGUAACGCAUUGUGUAAAGAGUCUUGCCGCAAUGAAAAGUAUAAAAACGGCGCAUGUCUACAUCUACCGAAGCCACGGUCAAAACUCAAAUGCUACUGCUGGUUUAUGGCUGAUGAAUAUAAAUGUCCCAAACUUUCUUUGUAAGCCUAAUACUUCAAAACCUUGCCGUGUUUCUUUUCUUUUAAGAACUUCGCUUAAAUAAACUUUACUACGUUAAACCUCUAAUCUCUUUACCAAAACAGAAGAAGGGAUGAGUAUAAUAUAUAUUCCGAAUCUUAUGUUUAAAUCCAAACUACCUUUGUUUACGAGCAAUUACAAUAACUAAUUGAUUUUUACUACA